AUGUUUCAGCUGCCUAUCUUGAAUUUUAGCCCCCAGCAGGUAGCGGGGGUUUGUGAGACUUUAGAGGAAAGCGGAGAUAUUGAACGUCUCGGUCGCUUUCUCUGGUCGCUGCCCGUUGCUCCUGCAGCCUGCGAAGUCCUCAACAAGAAUGAGUCGGUCCUCAGAGCGCGGGCCAUAGUGGCCUUCCACACCGGGAAUUUCCGAGAGCUCUACCACAUCCUGGAAAACCACAAGUUCACUAAAGAGUCUCACUCGAAACUGCAGGCCCUUUGGCUGGAGGCACACUACCAGGAGGCGGAGAAGCUGAGGGGCCGCCCGCUAGGACCGGUGGACAAAUACAGAGUCAGGAAGAAGUUCCCUCUGCCCAGGACGAUUUGGGACGGGGAACAAAAGACGCACUGCUUCAAGGAGAGAACCCGACAUUUGCUCAGAGAAUGGUACCUACAGGACCCUUAUCCGAACCCUAGCAAAAAGAGGGAGCUAGCACAGGCAACGGGACUUACUCCCACACAAGUGGGAAACUGGUUCAAAAACCGCAGACAAAGGGAUAGAGCGGCGGCGGCAAAAAACAGGCUGCAACAGCAGGUCCUGACCCAAGGUUCGGUUCGGUCUCUGGCCGAGGAGGAUGUCGCGGUGGACCGACUCGGUACUGCGUCCAGCCCCGAAGCUAGUUUGUCCAGCAAAGCCGCCGCCUCGGCGAUAUCUAUCACUUCCAGCGACAGCGAAUGUGACAUCUAACAGCGCGGGCAGCCCGAAGGAAGCAAGAGGAGAAAAAUUAACGCGACUAAAAGGAGGGAGAUCACGACAGACAAUCUAACAAAAACAAAAACAGUGCCUGCAUUGAAGUAAAGAGAAGGUGUUCUUUUUUGAAGGC
Megalops cyprinoides (Indo-Pacific tarpon) is the source of this 874-nucleotide messenger RNA. RefSeq names its product homeobox protein SIX6. Gene Ontology annotation, molecular function: DNA-binding transcription factor activity, RNA polymerase II-specific; RNA polymerase II cis-regulatory region sequence-specific DNA binding. The record is from RefSeq and is a predicted model, not a curated record. Gene Ontology annotation, cellular component: nucleus; transcription regulator complex. NCBI's taxonomy places the organism in Eukaryota, Metazoa, Chordata, Actinopteri, Elopiformes, Megalopidae. Gene Ontology annotation, biological process: eye development; regulation of transcription by RNA polymerase II. Bases 1 to 738 code for a protein of 245 amino acids. The transcript has 2 exons.